Molecule: messenger RNA, 1347 nt
Organism: Teleopsis dalmanni
Lineage: Eukaryota; Metazoa; Arthropoda; Insecta; Diptera; Diopsidae
Exons: 2
Coding region: 1-1347 (448 amino acids)
Source: RefSeq, a predicted model, not a curated record
AUGCCUGCAACAAGAACAACAAAUAGAGGUCGAGCCAGUGGAGAAAAAUUGUAUGGUGUACGAAAGCAAUUGCAGUUUUGCGGUACUGUGGUGUACAAGCACAAUGUAAACUCAACAAUAAUCGAGAUAACCACUUAUAAUCAAAAAUUAUUAGUGGAAGCUCAGAACGAUAAUGUCGUGAUAACAGGUGACUUCAAUGCACAAAUAGGCGAAGAACAAUAUUUGGAAUUUAGCCCGAGUAUGCAGUGGUCUGAAGUAUUGGACCACAGAGUAGCAAUAGAUACAGUUGUAUAUAGAAAUGGCAAACAAUUACUAGAAAUUUGCAAUUCAUUUGGUGUCACCGUGUUAAAUGGCCGCAUUAAAGGCGACAGAGAGGGUACAUUUACUUUUAUCAGAGGUGUAGCAAGGUCAACGAUAGAUUAUUGUUUUGUGAAAGGAGUAUGGUUAAUAAUAACUGAAGAGUUUCAUAUAGGUGACAUGAUAUACUCGGAUCAUCAGCCACUGGAAAUUAUGGUAAAUCUAGAUGCCUCUAAUUCAAAUGAAAAUAAAAUGCAGUUGCUACCGAAACUGAUAUGGAAAGAUAAAUAUAAAGAUCUGUACCAAGAAAAGCUUGAAGAAUCCCUUAAUGCAUGCGAAGGUAGUACAUUUGCGUCGAAGGAAGGAGAUGACAUUCUUCAAUAUUGUGUAAAACAAGCAGCAAAAUCGUUUCAGGGUAAUUCGGCGGGUAUAAAUAGGAAACAAAAAUGGUAUGAUUUUGAAUGUGAAACUGCAAGAAAGAAAUCAUUUAAAUGGCUCAAAACAGUUAAAAAAGGUGGUGAUAUAGCUGAUUUAGAGAAAUACAAAAAUGUAAACAGAGAAUACAAAAAGCUGUGUGAUGAGAAAAGGAAGUCAUAUUUCAAUGAAAAGGCAAUGUCGAUAUCCCAAGCAGCUGAUAGUAAAUCAUUUUGGAGUGGAGUUAAAAAAAUAAAUCGUGCAGAUUACAUAAAAGGAAUUAAAGUGAACGCCGAAGCUUUGGUGGUUCAUUUUGAAAACCAGUUAAAUGGUAAUAUAGUAAACCAUUCUUUCAGUUAUGCCCUACCGUAUGUAAUAAACGAAGCUUUAUAUGCUCCAAUAAAGAUUAAAGAAGUCUGUGCAGUGCUCCAGAAUUUAAAAACUAACAAAGCCGCAGGUGAAAACCGAAUUCCAGCUGAGUUUUUAAAAUAUGCCACGCCACAGUUUAUAGAGCGUAUGGUUGAAUCAUACAAUUAUAUAUUUAAAAAUGCAGUCCCACCUGAUAGUUUCAAAAAACCCAUAAUAUUUUCCCUAUUUAAAAAAGGUCAAUUAAUGUGGCAAAUUGUAGAGGAAUAA